Messenger RNA from Anolis sagrei ordinatus, 4718 nucleotides. It is a transcript of the gene TRAPPC11, whose product is annotated as trafficking protein particle complex subunit 11. Lineage: Eukaryota; Metazoa; Chordata; Lepidosauria; Squamata; Anolidae. The record is from RefSeq and is a predicted model, not a curated record.
CCUGACACACUGUCAAGAUGAGCCCUUCACAGUGGGACUUUCCAGUGGAACUAUGUUGCCGGCCUAUGGCUUUUGUUACACUCACGGGCUUGGAUGUAGUAUAUAAUGCUGUUCAUCGAGCGGUUUGGGAUGCCUUUUGUGCAAACAGGAGAGCUGACAGAGUGCCAAUUUCUUUUAAAGUACUGCCUGGUGAUCAUGAGUACCCUAAAUGCAGAACAAAGAGAACAUCAUAUGAAUGGUACAUUCCAAAGGGUAUCCUGAAGACUGGUUGGAUGAACAAGCAUCUGAAUUUGGUACCUGCCCUCGUUGUGGUUUUCUAUGAGCUGGAUUGGGAUGAACCACAAUGGAAAGAAAAACAGUCAGAAUGUGCUACUAGAGUUGAAAUUGUCAGGCAGAGUUUGCAAGGACGAAACACAAAAGUUGCUGUUGUUUUGAUACAGAAGAAAACACCAUUGCCUCCAGGAGAAGAUGUUAUUGCUUCUGAGCGGGCAGCAGCAUUAUGCAAUGCUUGUGACCUGUCUGGAAAAUCACUCUUUGUUUUGCCGCAUACGGAUCAUCUUGUAGGUUAUAUUAUACGGCUAGAGAAUGCUUUCUAUGAACAUGCACAGACCUAUUACUACACAGAAAUCCGAAGAGUAAAAUCCCAUAAAGAAUAUCUAAACAAAACAACACAUCAGCUUUUGUUUGUUAGGCAUCAGUUCAAAAUAGCAUUCUUCAGUGAGCUGAAGCAAGAUACACAGAAUGCUCUAAAAAACUACAGAACUGCAUACAAUCUUGUACAUGAAUUAAGAGCUCAUGAAACAAAUAUGUUGGAAAUCAAGACUAUGGCAGGAUUUAUAAAUUACAAGAUUUGUCGCCUGUGUUUUCAACAUAAUACACCUCUGGAUGCAAUUGCACAGUUUCGAAAACACAUAGACUUGUGCAAGAAAAAAAUUGGGAGUGCAGAGUUGGCUUUUGAGCAUGCUGCCUGGAUGUCAAAACAGUUCCAAGCUUUUGGAGAUUUGUUUGAUGAGGCUAUUAAACUUGGAUUGACAGCUAUACAAACUCAAAAUCCAGGUUUCUAUUAUCAGCAGGCGGCAUACUAUGCACAAGAACGAAAACAGUUAGCGAAUAUGCUGUGUAAUCAUGAGCCUGCUACAAUCUACCCAAAUCCAGAUCCUUUGGAAACUCAAACUGGAGUGCUUGACUUCUACGGACAAAGACCAUGGAGGCAGGGAAUAUUAAGUUUUGAUCUCAAUGAUCCCGAAAAGGAGAAAGUCGGCAUUUUGGCUCUACAACUGAAAGAGAAGAAGGUUCUUCAUUCUGAGCUAAUUAUCACUUUGCUGAGUAAUGCAGUUGCACAGUUCAAGAAGUACAAGUGUCCAAGGAUGAAAAGUCACUUGAUGGUUCAAAUGGGCGAAGAAUACUACUAUGCUAAAGAUUACACCAAAGCUUUGAAACUGCUUGAUUACGUUUUGUGUGAAUACCGCAGUGAAGGAUGGUGGACCCUCCUUACUUCGAUACUGAUCACAGCCCUUAAAUGCGCGUAUCUCAUGGCGCAAAUAAAAGAUUACAUCACAUACUCAUUAGAGUUGUUGGGAAGGGCAUCUACUUUGAAAGAAGAUCAAAAAUCUCGGAUAGAAAAGAAUCUUAUCAAGGUUCUCAUGAACGAGAAUCCAGAUCCGGAACCUGACUGUGAUCCUGUUUCUGUGAAAGCUGCACAGAAGUUGUGGGCUGAUAGAGUUUCUCUGUCAGGCAGUAAUAUUUUUACCAUAGAAGUGCAAGAGUUUGUACCAUUUGUGCAAUGCAAAGCCAAAUUUCUCUCUCCAAGUUUUCACAUUGAUUCACCAGUUCAGUUUGAUAUAUUCUUGAAAGCUGAUUGCCCUCAUCCUAUCCGGUUCACUAAGCUGUGUGUCAGUUUCAAUAAUCAGGAAUACAACCAGUAUUGUGUGAUGGAAGAAGUCUAUCAAAAAAGUGAAACCUUGGAAUCAUCCACACAGGAGACAUUGUGUCUUAUCCCUGGUAAAACAAAGAAGUUCACUUUCAAAUUUGUGGCAAAAACCGAGGAUGUGGGAAAGAAGAUUGAGAUCACAUCAGUGGAUUUGCUUCUAGGCAAUGAGACCGGCAGAUGUGUGAUUCUGAACUGGCAUGGAGGAGGCGGGGAUGCGGCUUCCGCUCAAGAAGCGUUGCUGGCAGCUCGAUCCUUCAAGAGGCGACCUAAACUUCCAGAUAAUGAAGUUCAUUGGGACAGUCUCACUGUUCAGGCCAGCACCAUGAUCAUUUCUAGAGUGCCAAAUAUUUCUGUGCAGCUUAGCCAUGAACCUCCUGCCCUGACAAACGAAAUGUACUGUUUGAUUGUGACAAUCCAGUCACACGAGAAGACAGUUGCCAAAGACGUAAAGCUUACAGCUGGCUUAAAACCAGGACAGGAUGCAAACCUAACUCAAAAAACUCAUGUGACUCUCAAUGGAGCAGAAAUGUGUGAUGAUUCUUAUCCUGCUCUACUUACUGAUAUCCCUGUGGGAGAUUUGCAGCCAGGUGAAAAGUUGGAAAAAACUAUAUAUAUCCACUGUGGGACAGUUGGUACUAGGAUGUUCCUUGUGUAUGUUUCUUACCUUGUGAGUGCAACUAUUGAGGAGAAGGAGAUUCUCUGCAAGUGUCACCGGGAUGAAACUGUUACUAUAGAGACAGUGUUUCCUUUUGAUGUCACAGCUAAGUUUGUCUCAACCAAGUUUGAACAUUUAGACAAAGUCUUUGCAGACAUACCCUUUUUACUGAUGACGGAUAUCCUAAGUGCUUCACCUUGGGCCCUGACUAUUGUAACCAGCCAGCUGCAGCUUUCUCCUUCUAUGGCACCAGUGGACCAGUUAGAAUCUUACGUGGAGAAUGUUGUGUUACAGACAGGAGAGAGUGCUAGUGAAUGUUUCUGCCUUCGGUGCCCACCAGUUACGACUGGUCAGAGUGGAGUGGCUACUGGAUGUUAUGUAAUCACCUGGAAGAGGACCUCAGCUGUGAACAGCACACUUGUGGUGAACACUGUGAUCACACUCCCCCAUGUUAUUGUUGAGAGUAUCCCACUCCAUGUGAAUGCAGAUCUACCCUCAUUUGGUCGAGUUCGAGAAUCAUUGCCGGUAAAAUAUCACCUACAGAAUAAGACUAAUUUGGUUCAAGAUGUGGAGGUGUCAGUGGAACCUAGUGAUGCCUUUAUGUUUUCUGGUCUUAAGCAGAUAAGGUUGCGAAUCCUUCCUGGCACUGAACAAGAAAUGUUAUACAACUUCUACCCUCUCAUGGCUGGAUAUCAACCGUUGCCAUCGCUGAACAUCAAUCUGCUAAGGUUUCCACUUUUCACUAAUCAGAUGCUUCGAAGGUUUAUACCAACACACAUCUUUGUAAAGCCACAGGGACGUCAGCCAGAUGAUGCUUCUAUUGCUGCUGCAUAACUGAAGAGCCAUGCACAAAUGAAACAAUUUUGCACAGAAUAUAUAGGACUCAAAUUCUUUUUCAUACCCUAGAUUCUCUCAUGUCACAAGUGAAAAACUACAUUAGAUUGGUAACAAUGACAAAUAUCAGUGACAUCUCCUUUUGGACUUGAUUCUGACAAAUAAAUACACAGGAAAAAAAGUUGGUGCUUUUAUUUAACAUAUUAUUUUUGUUUCUGAUUUUCCUGAAAAUUAAGUGGAAGAGUUAUAUAUGAUGUAUAUGAAAUUUUGGGUCAAUAUGGGCGAACUUUGCAAAAAAAGAAAACAAAAUAAUUCUGGUUUCAGUGUUGCGUAGAGAUACAGUGCAUGUGGCUUUUGUGGCACUAGAUGCUCCCUCCUGCCAUGUUUUAUAGCAUUUAAAUGUUUCAUAUAGAAUAUUAUUUUGGGGCCAUUUUAUAAUCUGAGAAAAAAGGAUUCAUUUAUAUCUUAAUGUCUCAGUAGGCUCUGCCUAUCUAGGAAUGAAGUUUCCAUGUUUUGAAUGAAUAUAUGUGUCAUUUUAUGGCUAGUGCUAGAAAUAUGUUGGCUUCUCAUAGAGUUUUGCUGGCUACUCUAAAGUUGCUUUUGAGGCCUUUUUGGUUUCCUGGAAAAAGAGUACUUUUCUGAUGUGUUUAUAAUCAAAGAAGGGUUACACAACAUUGAGAAGCUGUUGGUUCCUGAAGGAAACUUUAAGCUAUGGUGCAACUCAGAGGCCAAAAAACAGGCAUUUCCAAGUACCAGUUAUUCAGUAUUAUAGAUACUCUCAUUCUAGGAGCGUAAGAGCCUCAAAUGAUAACUGUACUAGGAAAUGGUGUGCACAGGUUCUGUUGUCGGAGAAACACCUAUUUCUAAGAAAUAUUGGCCACCCAUGAAGAAGUAUGUCAUAAAACUAUAAAUAUUGUGGACUUUUACAAAUAAAGCAAAACUUUCAGUUAGGGGGCAUAUGUGUGUGCAAUCUGAUUUCUCUUUUAGCGGCUCAGGACAGCCCUGCUACCAUUUGUUGGCUCAAAAAUGCUUUGUAAGCUGUCAUCUUAAACUGAAAACCGUUUUACAGAAAAAAGCACUAAGCUGCAGCAGUAUCAUUCAGAUAUAAUACUUCUUUACCCAGUCAACCCGUCUUCAUUGGGGCUACUCCGCAUGUGGAACGCCAGUUAAAUAGUUAAGGGAAAUUUGUCCUCUCAAUGUUCAUGUAAGGCAGUAUUUAGAAAAUUAACAGUAAAUCAUGUAAAUAAAAGGUCUUUUGUGAGAUUUUUUUCAUUGUUUAAUAAAUUAAUUUAAACUUUA